This is a messenger RNA of Capsicum annuum, 2363 nucleotides long. RefSeq lists its product as uncharacterized. The record is from RefSeq and is a predicted model, not a curated record. Gene Ontology annotation, molecular function: RNA binding; nucleotidyltransferase activity. Gene Ontology annotation, biological process: RNA processing. NCBI's taxonomy places the organism in Eukaryota, Viridiplantae, Streptophyta, Magnoliopsida, Solanales, Solanaceae.
AUAAAUUGUAUUUUUGCCCUUCACCCUCUUUUUUCGUUUUUUUUAAAAUCUCAAAUGGCCAGUUACCCCUGUUUUCACCAGUUGCUACUUCUGUAUAGACAGUAAUAAAGUUGUCGUUCUCUCAAUUUUCAUGGCCGCUAUAUCAAACUUCACAAGAGAAAAUGCCUUACUCUCCCGCCUCAAAGCCUUUAUAUCCUUGCAGAGAUUUAAACAUUCAUUUGCUGAACAAGAACGUCAGUUUCAAGUUUCGAAUGAUACGGAAACUGGUUGCUCCGUGAAUGAAGCAGGUCAAAUUGACUUCUCAAAAUGGAGGAAGCUGGACUCAAGGAACUUUGGGAUUAGUAGAUCAGUGAUACCGCCAUCAUCCUGGAUUGUUCUGAAGAUUCUGCAUAGUGAAGGGUUUGAAGCGUAUCUGGUUGGUGGAUGCGUCAGAGAUCUAAUUCUCAAUAGAAUACCAAAAGAUUUUGAUAUAAUCACAAAUGCAAGACUUCGACAGAUAAAAAAACAAUUUCAUCAUUGUGAAAUAGUUGGACGAAGGUUUCCAAUAUGUAGAGUGCAUGCCAAAGGUUCUGUUGUUGAGGUAUCAAGCUUUGAUACUGUGGCAAAACAUUCUGAAAAGGAAGAGGAAUGCUUUGUUCCUAAAAUGCCUAAGGGAUGUGCUGAGAAAGAUUUCAUUCUCUGGAAUAAUUCCAUGCACAGAGACUUCACUAUUAACAGCUUAUUUUUCAAUCCGUUCGUGAAUAGAAUCUAUGAUUAUGCCAAUGCAAUGCAGGACCUAAGAUCAUUAAAGCUACGGACUUUAGUGCCUGCUCAUUUGUCAUUUGGAGAAGAUUGUGCAAGAAUCUUGCGUGGCUUGAGAUUGGCUGCUCGUCUUAACUUAUCCUUUACAGAGGAGAUAGAAGAUGCAAUGCGUGAACUCUCAUCAUCCAUCAUGAGCUUGUCCAAGUUUAGAAUAAUGAUGGAACUGAACUAUAUGAUGUCAUAUGGGGCUGCAGAGCCUUCUCUUUCUUUACUUCAGAGAUACAAUAUCCUUGAGAUUGUGUUGCCAUUUCAUGGGGCAUACCUUGCUCAACAAGCUAGCAAACAAUUGUAUAAUAGUUCUGUGAUGCUGAUGAAAUUAUUUUCCAGCUUGGAUCGAUUGGUCACCUGCGGUCAACCUUCGCAUGAUAGUGUGUGGGUUGCACUCUUGGCAUUUCAUAUGGCAUUGAUCACAGAUCCUCAACAUGCGUUUGUCAUCCUGACUUUUGCUUCUGUAUUGUAUCACGCAAAUUGGAAGGAAGCUGUUAAAUUUGCAGAAAAGCAUUCUGAAGAUGCAGCUGUUUAUGGACCUGAAUUCUCUAAUUCUCAAGGCUCCAUUUCAGAUGAUGAACUUGCAAAAAAAGUUGCACAGCUAGCAGUGCAAGCCCAAAAAUCUAUAAACAUUUUAACUGACAGGGACUGCCUCCUGGAAGCUAUGUCCAAUUUCCCAGGAGCCCCUUGCUCUGGUUUGGUCUUUGUAUCAAACAAAAUGGGUAGGACUGUCGAGCUUAUGUUUGACAUUCUGGUGAAAGAUGUUACAUCUCUCAAAACUAGGAAGAACAGUUACAGGAUAGAUUACGGUUCUCUUGGGAAAGGAUACAUGCGAGAGACAAGGUUUCUUCUUGGCAAAGUUAUCCUUGAUACUGUAGUUCCUAGAGUCACCCCCGGUGUUAAUAAAGAGAUCAUAGAGGAGAAACAUAUCCUGUUAGAAGUUGAUGGUCAACAGAAGGAAGAUGCUUCCCCGGAGAAUUUCCAUGAAAAUUUGGGGCUAAUGAAGCCGACGUUUGUGUCUGAAGAUGAUAACUUGCUUAAUGAAAACUAUCAACUCCAACACGAUAUUUUUGAGAAGAAAAAGUUAAAUCAGAAGGGAUGCAGUGAUUUGGUGGCGGCAGUAACCAAGAAGCAGGAGAUUGUUGCUGCUGAGCACUCCGAGAAGAUGGCUGUCAAGAAGCAAGAUUUGACUGUUGAUACAAAUUUUCUGAGUCAGGAACUGGAUAGAGAGGAUACUGUAACUAAGAAGAAAGCUAAGGGUGAGCAUGCUCCUCAGUUGCCGAAGGAUGAAGUAAGGUUGCUGCUGGAAGAGGUGAAACAACUACACUGCCGCGAUGCAACAGGAAAGGAGAAAAAGAACGACAAGACGAUUCAGAAGACUGCCAUUAACCCUUUGAAUCUUUUGACGAAUUAUGUGGCUCCUAAGGAUCACAAAUUCAGAGAAAAGCAUGAUUCCUUGCAACAAGAACAUAGUAUUGAUGAAGUAAACCUUGAAGUAAACCUGAAGUUAGAUAGUAAAAAUCAUAGUUCUUGGGGGAUGAAAUUGGUUUCAGCUGAGAAGGACAAACAAACGG